This is a messenger RNA of Striga asiatica, 495 nucleotides long. Lineage: Eukaryota; Viridiplantae; Streptophyta; Magnoliopsida; Lamiales; Orobanchaceae. The record is from the annotation of a GenBank genome assembly.
AAUGGUUUGGGUGAUACCAUCCGGGUUUCUCUAACCGAGCCACUGGAAGAACAAAUAGAUCCCUGUAGAACAAAUAGAAACGGCAUUGUCUUGGAGAAUUUGGUGCCCCUAAAAUCUGAUGCGGCGUCUGGUUCCAAAGUUUUUGUUGAGGCAGCAGUUUCGGAGAUGGAUUCUCCAGCAUCUAUUCUUGAGCUUUUGAGCCUUCAUCAUCAACAUACCGUGUUCCUGAUAGUGAAAAAGGCGUGGAGAAAAGAAUCUCUUGAUACUAAUGGGGUUAAGGGCUCUGAUUUGGACUCGAAUGCCAAUUUGAAAUCGAAAUUCAAAAUGAAGGAUAUUGUUAACGCGCUGAACAAACUCAAACUGAAUCCCCUGGCUAAGGUAUUCUUUCUUUCCUCUUAUUAUUAUGGUCAAAUGGACACUUACAGUGUUGUGUUUUCCAACAAAAGUUUGGGAAAUAAUGGUUUCGCAAAUAAUUGGAGGAGUGUUAUAGCAUGA